Anopheles cruzii is the source of this 1002-nucleotide messenger RNA. It is a transcript of the gene Polr1C, whose product is annotated as DNA-directed RNA polymerases I and III subunit RPAC1. Bases 1 to 1002 code for a protein of 333 amino acids. Gene Ontology annotation, cellular component: RNA polymerase III complex; RNA polymerase I complex. Gene Ontology annotation, biological process: DNA-templated transcription. The record is from RefSeq and is a predicted model, not a curated record. Lineage: Eukaryota; Metazoa; Arthropoda; Insecta; Diptera; Culicidae. Gene Ontology annotation, molecular function: protein dimerization activity. The transcript has a single exon.
AUGGCUCCUGUGCAUUCACCAGUGAAACCCCUUCUGUACCUCGAGGAACACAAACUGAAGCAAGAUGCAAACGAUUAUGGGCUAUCGGAUGAUUUUUGGAGCUUCGAACGGUUCAAACAACAACUGCAGAUAGUGAUCGUGCGGUACGAAGAGAACGAAAUCGAGUUCGACAUGAUCGGCGUGAGUCCUGCAGUGGCCAACGUGUUCCGGCGUCUGAUGCUCAGCGAGGUUCCGAGCAUGGCAAUCGAGAAAGUACACAUCUACAACAACACGUCCAUCAUUCAGGACGAAGUGUUGGCCCACCGGCUGGGCUUGAUACCGUUGCGGGCCGAUCCGCGCAUGUUCGAGUACAAGGUAAACGAAACCGAUCCACCGACCGCCCAGGAUUCGCUGGAAUUCGAGCUGAAGGUGAAAUGUACCCGUAAAAACAAAGAUUCGACCGAGAUCACAAACAACGACAACAUGUACCGCAAUCACAGCAUCUACUCUGGCCAGAUCAAAUGGAUUCCGAUCGGAAACCAAUCGGCCGUAUACACCGAUGCGUCCGUUGGACCAAUCGACGACGAUAUACUGAUAAGCAAAAUGCGCCCGGGGCACGAGUUCGACAUUAAACUGUUUGCAGUGAAGGGCGUGGGCAAAGAUCAUGCCAAAUUUUCACCGGUAGCGACUGCUUCCUAUCGUUUGUUGCCGGAAAUCAAGCUCAAGCACGCGGUAGUGGGAAACGAUGCACGGUUGCUGCAAAAGUGCUUUUCUCCGGGUGUGAUCGAGAUCGACAAAGAGGAUCGUGCAUACGUGAAGGAUGCUCGGUACGAUAGUUGCAGCCGGAAUGUAUACCGCUACCCACACCUGGCGGAUGCCGUUACGCUGGCACGCGUAAGAAAUCACUUCAUAUUCACCAUCGAAUCGCUGGGAGCCCUCAAGCCGGAGGUGAUCUUCAUAGAGGCGGCAAAAGUGCUAAAAAAGAAGUGUAGAAUGUUUUUAGAUGAAAUAAAAGGACAUUGA